AAGCAAUCUGUAUUUUCUACCAUGGGUUAACAUAAAUUUUGUACAACUUUGAAUAUUGAUCAAUAGCAUCAUCGUGGUGUUAUCUGGGAACAAGAGUUGUAUGAUGGUUUUGAGUUCAAGCAGCAAACGCCGUUCUUUUAUACGUUUGCAACAGACGAAUAUAUGGCAGGCUUAUCUUUCACAAAUGAAGACGAUGCAGAAGUUUUCUACAACAAAAUAAGUACUAGGGAAGCAUUUGUUAGUAAAUCUUCCAAGACAAACAAAAAGACUAAAGACACAGGAGGUAAAAAGCCAAAAGGAAAACUGGACAAAUCUCUUAUUGGUUUACCUUCAGAAUUCAGACACGUGGGUCACAUUGGCUAUACACCCGAGAAAGGAUUCAGGGUGCAGAAUAUAGAUCCUGAGUGGAAUGGAUUAUUUGAUCAAUUGAAGGAUUUGGGUAUAUCAGCCGAAGAGAUUCAGGAAAAUGAAGAUUUUAUAAAAGACUUUGUCAAUCAAAGAGGCGGCCCGCCUCCUCCCCCUCCUAGAGUUGGUUCGACCGGUCCAUCAAAGACUCGCGCACCCCCACCUCCACCUCCUUCAAGACGUCAAGCCCCUCCUCCUCCUGCACCCGUUGGAGGUCGUCGACCGCCUCCUCCUCCACCACCCUCUCGCCGUAACCCUACGCCUCCGCCUCCGCCUCCCACACACCCUACUCCUGCAGCUCCAGCUGGCUCUGGAUCACCCAUCCCUCGCUCUGCUAUACCAGCACCGCCACCUCCUACUUCUGGACGUCAACCUUUUCAUCGUAUCGAAGAGUCACAGCAACAGCGAUCGCCAUCGUCUCCCCUAUCGAAUUCAGCAUUGGCACCAUCUCAACCACCUCCACCGCCACCGCCACCUCCACCUCCAGUGACUAGAACACAGCUUCCUUCUACGCAGCAUACAAGUGUACCAGCUCCUUCGACGAAUGCUUUCCAAUCUGCGCCUAUGUCACCUCAUGUUGAUAAGUCUAGACCACCCGUACCGAAGAUUCCUCCCCAGCAACCCUCUUUGAUAGCUGAAUCAGAAGAUAACCAAUACUCCGAAGCUGCUCCGAUAGCUGAAGCCGCAUCUUCUUCUCCACCUGCACCUAUAGCGAGCUCACCUGUUGGUGGUGGUGCUCCCUUUAAAUCGAAUAAUCCUUAUAAAAUGCUCUCGCAACAAGAUUUAGAUGUCACCCGUGGCACGUCAGCAUCUUCAACGCAGACAACUGCAGCUGCACCACCUCCGCCUCCUCCUCCGCCUCCUCCACCACCACCACCACCUCCCUCUGUACCUCAAUCAAUGGCUGCUGCUACAAAUUCCACUCCUCCCCAAGCUCCACGAGGGCCUCUUCCUCCACCACCGCCUCCCAUCCCAGACCCAUCUUUUGAACAGCAAUCUUAUCAGCAGGUUGAAGAAGAGGAGGAGGAUGACGACUUUCAAGAUGCGAUGGAAGCACCUGCUCCUCCACCUUUAUCAACUUUACCUACUCGUCGACCUACAUCACCACCAUCUCAACCUCCACCACCCGUUCCUCCUAUGCCUAAUAGAUCUAUGCCGCCGCUUCCGCCACCACUUCCUAAUAGAAGUAGAAGAGGAGGGCCUCCUCCACCUCCGCCAACGGGCCAAAGACCCAAUGCUCGUAUCCCCGCACCUAGUUCUGCACCUCCACCUCCACCACCACCACCACCACCUCCUGCUCCUAUGCUUUCAGUGAAUGGCGGCCCACCUCCACCCCCUCCUCCUCCACCUCCGAUGCCUUCUAUGCAUCACGAAGCUGUACCAGCUGCUUCGCCCGCUAAAAGUGAUUCUAAUUUGCCUGUGGUGACCGAUAGUCGCAGUGCUCUAUUAGACGCUAUUCGUGGUGCGGGUGGUAUUUCUUCGUUAAGAUCAACACCUGUAGGAGCGAGGAGGGAUAGGAGCAGUCCACUUACGCCAUCGAAUGCAGCAGGAGCUGCUACGAAUGGUACUGGCAGUGCGCCAGCGAAUGAUUUAACAGCUAGUUUGUUAGCGGCUUUGAAUGAUCGUAAAAAGGCUGUAACUCAAUCAGACGACGAUUCAGAUAGUGACGAGGGAAGUGAAUGGGAUGAUUAAGAAACAGGAAUAGUGUUUUUGCCUCUCUUUACGCAACUCUACUGCUAUAAUAAUAAUUACUACAUACUAAUUUAUCAUUUCGCUCACUACAUAAAGCUGAGUACUGUGAAUAAACAAUGAAUAGUCAUAGAAUAAAAAAAAUUCAGCUAAAUGAGCAUGACAUAGUUU
Mycotypha africana is the source of this 2265-nucleotide messenger RNA. RefSeq lists its product as uncharacterized. Lineage: Eukaryota; Fungi; Mucoromycota; Mucoromycetes; Mucorales; Mycotyphaceae. The coding region runs from base 163 to 2097 and encodes 644 amino acids. The transcript is spliced from 5 exons. Gene Ontology annotation, molecular function: actin binding. Gene Ontology annotation, biological process: actin filament organization. The record is from RefSeq and is a predicted model, not a curated record.